This is a messenger RNA of Anguilla anguilla (European eel), 2042 nucleotides long. RefSeq names its product galectin-3-binding protein A-like. Gene Ontology annotation, molecular function: protein binding. The transcript has 6 exons. Lineage: Eukaryota; Metazoa; Chordata; Actinopteri; Anguilliformes; Anguillidae. The record is from RefSeq and is a predicted model, not a curated record. The coding region runs from base 207 to 1916 and encodes 569 amino acids. Gene Ontology annotation, cellular component: membrane.
GAUGGGCGUGUUUUGUCCAGGGAAAACGGGGUCAAGGAACUUUGGACCUUUACAGUUCAAUCUUGGCAAAUAUACUUUAGGCAGAAUAAACCUGUCAUCUCAGUUCAUUUUACCCGGUGCUACUGACCUUUCCACGGACACAGAGGAAGCCCGAAACCGUCGGUCUUCACCAAGCUGCGUUUACUUUUAACCUUGUUCUGCUGAAAAUGUGGCUGCGGAGUUUGACCCCGUAUCUGCUGGCGUUCUCCAUCUGUCUGUCCGCGCGCGGAUAUAGACCCGUACAGGAUGAGCGCGUGAGGCUGGUGGGGGGGAAGCAUUUGGCAGAGGGGCGAGUGGAGGUGUACCACAGGGGCCAGUGGGGGACGGUGUGCGAUGACAGCUGGGACGAGAGGGAGGCGCGGGUGGUGUGCCGCCAGCUGGGGUUCUCUGGAGCACAGUCCGCUGUCCCGGGAGGGAGGUACGGACAAGGAUCGGGCCCCGUUUGGCUGGAUGAUUUGUCGUGUGAGGGUAAUGAGAGCUCCCUGGCGGACUGCAAGUUCAAAGGCUGGGGUGUGACGGACUGCAGCCACAGCGAGGAUGCUGGAGUCAUCUGUGAGAGAGACAGGUCUUUGAGUAACUCUCAGGUGUACCCUCUGGACCACGCUUUGAAACUUUCGAGGUACCUGGGGGCGCUGUUUGACAGCGGCCGGGGCUGUGACUUCACCGUGGUGGUGCAGAGCCCGGGGGGCGAGCCCGGGGAGGACAGGGUCUGCACCCACAGGCUGGUCCUCUCCAUGCACCCCAAAGCCCCCUUUCUGAAGGCCGCCCAGGAGUCCCAGAGCUACACCAUGCAGGUGCACAGAGAGUGCCGACCGUACGUGACCGAGUUCCUCAGGUACCUGUACACGCUCCAGGUGGACAUCACGGUGGCCUCGGCCCCCUGCCUCCACCGGCUGGCCUCCGGCCUGGGCCUGGAGCAGCUGCAGGAGGAUUCCGGAAGGCUGUUCACCUGGCUGCUGCCCCAGGACCCCACGUUCCGGGGCCCGGUGUCCCUGUACAGUUACGCGGUGGAGAGCGGGGACCUGGCCCUGCAGGAGACCUGCCUGCAGUACCUGGCCUGGAACGGCCGGGGCCUGGUGGAGUCGCCGGCCUGGGGCAACCUGAGCCAGGGCGCGCUGGCAGCCCUGCUGGCCCGCUCCGACCUCGUCGUCCCGGACGAGGGCUUCGUCCUGCGGGGCCUGGAGAGCUGGGUUCGGGCCCAGCCGGACCCCCCAGGCUCGGAGGCCGUGGCCAGCCUGCUGGGGGCCAUCCGAUUCCCCAUGAUUUCUGCUGAGCAGCUGUACGACCUCUGCUCGACCUCUGACCUCUACGCUAGCCACCGGAGCCUGUUCAAGAGCGGCACUCUGGAGGCCUACCAGUUCAACCUCCUGCCGUUGGCCAAACUCAGGGAGCACAUGGAGAGGAAGAGGGAGCAGCACUCUCCCCGAAUUUACACCGCCACACCCUGGAGCCUGUCUUUCAACUUUUCAACCAGCCAGCGCAGCUAUGGCGGGUACAACCAGUACGGCAGGUACGACCAGUACAGCAGCUACUUCCAGACCCCUGUGCACAACAGUGCGCUUUUCCAGAGAGAAAUGGUCUCCUGGACCACAAGCCUCUGUCGGACCCGGCAGGAGUGUCUGAAUAGGGGUCAGCGGGGCGACUUCGCUCCCGCUGCCUGGCUGACCGCCAACACAGAUCUCAGCCGUUACCGUGGCAGCAUUCGCUAUUCCAACAAGAUCGUUCUGUCGUGUGACGGCGAAUACGUCUUCCACGUCCAGGACUUCAAAGAUAACAUCGCCCAGAUUGCCACCAAUAGCAGCACUAGUCCAGGCUACCCCUGCAAUGACAAUCAGUUCUUCUACCGGUUUGUGGUUUCACCCCAGUAUGUAUUUUAGGGCAGGAAGAGUACAGAACCACAGCCCAGUAAACAGAAAGCUGGUAUCAACACAUUUUACAAACAAACUCACCUUGUGCAUACUUGCUGACAUUAAAAAAGAUUCAAUAAAUAAUGUUUCACGUUU